UUUGGACCGUUCGUGAAGCCUUCAGUUUCAAUACCUGCACUGAAAUGUUUGCCAUACCUUUCCGGAUGGCACAUGAACAUAAUGAUUAUUUUUUGUAACCUCCGAAGAAUUCGAACUGCGUGGGGUCGAAAGGACCGCCUGGGAUAUGACCUCCGCGUUCCAUCACGAUGCCACGUCUGAUAGCUUUUUCUGCCUCUGCGAACUCCCCACGCUUGAUGGAUUCGGCAGCGGAGGUGAUUUGAUCUGCAACAGUCGUGCGCUUGUCAACAUUGGAUACCUUAAAUCAAUCAGCAUCCAAAGAGAUCAUCAACUUCAUAUAUAUUCCCUAGAUAUAUUUACAGGAGCUGUAAGUGCACAACCGAUUGCUGCGAGGAUGACAAUGGAAAUCUUCAUGGCGGAAUAUUAGGGUGAGAAAGGAUGUAGAAUAAGCGUAUUUCAAGUAAAUGAUGUAGAAGAUGAGACUUGCUGUAGCGGCUUCUCGUGCUCUGUUAUGUGGGCAGAGGCUGACUAUUUAUGCCUUUAUUUCACGAAGGAUGAUGCCUUGUGACCAGCUUCGUAAUUGAAAAUUUCAAGAUUACAGAUCCUUGUUGGAUCUUCUAACAGACUUCCUACACAUAUAGCCCUGUUGUGACUGAUAAGUUGGCAGCAGGGUUGGUUAUAAGCACUAACGCUGUACAAGAUUUCUUUCAUGCAAUGCGACAUGCUUUGUUGUUCCCUUUGCCACGAUUUGACUCAGUACUAAGGUCUUCCACGAUACUCCCGGUUAAUGACCAUCUCCACUCGUGUAAUGUGCAGGUGUAGUAAGCCUUGAAACGACCACAAUCAGCAUUUAUGUUCCGUGAAACUAUACUCGGAAACCAGAUACAUUGCU
This is a messenger RNA of Periconia digitata, 871 nucleotides long. The record is from the annotation of a GenBank genome assembly. NCBI's taxonomy places the organism in Eukaryota, Fungi, Ascomycota, Dothideomycetes, Pleosporales, Periconiaceae.